CGCACAACCCGCAGCUAUGCCUGUACCAAGCCAGCAGGAGCAGGAGCGACGGAAGCGACUUGGUAUCAACGCCGAAACCGUCACGAAUGUCUCCUCCACUGACUUCCCCGGCCACUGGCCUGGUGAAGACCACUCCUGGGACCUGGACUACUUCAAAAAUAAUUUCCGCGUCCACUUCCACACAAACUCCCCCCUCGACUCCUCCUUCUCCCUCACCUCCAUCGACACUUCCCUCGCCAACGCCUUCCGUCGGAUCCUAAUCGCCGAGAUCCCGACCCUCGCCAUCGAAAAUGUCUUCAUCUUCCAAAACACUUCCAUAAUCCAAGACGAGGUCCUCGCCCACCGGCUAGGCCUAAUCCCACUCCGAGGCGACCGCUCCGCCCUCUCAUGGAUGAAAUGGUACAAGCGGCCCGACCCCGGUGACCCCGCUGCCGUCCCUCCCGAACUCACUGACUACAACUGCGGCAUCCUCCAGCUGGAAGUCAAGUGCCAAUGGCAGGACGGUGGGCUCCAGCGCGCAGCCGCCGGCGAAACAGACCCCAACAAACUCUACCUGCACCAUUCCGUCUAUGCGAAGGAUAUCGAGUGGAAGCCCGUCGGCCGCCAAAUCGACCUCUUCGCUAAGGAUAAACCGCUCGAGCCGUGCAACCCAGAUAUCCUGAUUGCGAAAAUGCGGCCGGGACAGAAGAUCCAGCUCAUGAUGCACGCGUUUAAAGGCAUUGGACAGGACCACGCGAAAUUUUCCCCCGUGGCGACGGCAAGUUAUCGGCUGUUACCCACGAUUGACAUUCUCUCCCCGAUCAUCGGCCCGGAUGCGAAGAAAUUCGCCCGCUGUUUCCCCAAGGGCGUCAUUAAUCUCGAACCCAUCACUCGAGCUGACAUACGACAAAACAAAGAGUUAGAGGGAAAAGAGAACGAGCUCAAAGCGGUCGUCAAAGACCCCAUGCGCGAUACCGUGAGUAGGGAAUGCCUGCGCCACCCGGAAUUCAAGGACAAAGUCAAGCUAGGACGUGUCCGAGAUCAUUUCAUAUUCCGGGUUGAGAGUACUGGACAGUGGGACAGCGAUGAGUUGUUUCUUGAGAGCGUGCGCUUGCUGAAGGUUAAGUGCCAGAGGGUGAAGAGGGGGUUGGAGGCUUUGACGAGAUGAGUCAUGUGACGAAGUGAGCUUGGAGGACGAAGCAGGAGCUGAGACCGGGCGUCACUUGAGAAGACUAUUGUCGUGAAGUCCAGGAGGUAGUACUCCCAGCACCACCUCUACCUAUGCCUCUACUCCCACCUCUACUGUUGAAAUGGAAUUGUUUCCAUGAACCUCGCGCCUAUGGAUAAGAUUUUCGACGGCCUUGUGUCACACCUGGAAGAUUUGGUUCGAGCGAUUCAGGGAAAGGCAAGGGAGGCGUAUGAUAUCGGGUUAUGCAUUGCAUUGCAUUUUCUGGCGUCUGGAGUGGACUCUUUACGGUGGGUGAAUGGGUGGGCGGAAGUUAAAUGCAAAGGUUUUGUAUUAUAUCAUCGCGGGCAUGGCUGCGAUGCAGUGGAC
Messenger RNA from Lindgomyces ingoldianus, 1534 nucleotides. RefSeq names its product RBP11-like subunits of RNA polymerase. The record is from RefSeq and is a predicted model, not a curated record. Bases 17 to 1147 code for a protein of 376 amino acids. Gene Ontology annotation, molecular function: DNA binding; protein dimerization activity. Gene Ontology annotation, cellular component: RNA polymerase III complex; RNA polymerase I complex. Gene Ontology annotation, biological process: DNA-templated transcription. The transcript is spliced from 3 exons. NCBI's taxonomy places the organism in Eukaryota, Fungi, Ascomycota, Dothideomycetes, Pleosporales, Lindgomycetaceae.